Trichobilharzia szidati is the source of this 2620-nucleotide messenger RNA. NCBI's taxonomy places the organism in Eukaryota, Metazoa, Platyhelminthes, Trematoda, Strigeidida, Schistosomatidae. The record is from the annotation of a GenBank genome assembly.
CACCGACCAAUUAAUAGAACAAGCAGUUAAAAGCCUGAAACCUUCCACUAGCACGGGACCAGAUGGCCUUGCUUCCAUAAUUUUCAAAAACAGUGGGUGUGAUAUACCCCUACUACUUCUUAAAUUCUUCUCGAUAUCUAUGGACACUGGCACUUACCCUAAUGAGUGGAAAACUAGCUUCAUAAUUCCACACUAUAAAUCCGGUGAUAAGGCAAACGUCCGCAAUUACAGACCUAUAAAUAUAACCCCAGUUGUCUCGCGAGUCAUGGAGAAAGUUGUCAAAGAUCAGUUGUCAGACUAUCUACUUAAGGAAGAUCUUGUUACAAGGUCUCAACACGGAUUUCUCAAAAAUAGGUCUUGCGUUACCUGCCACUUCGACUUUUUCAACUGCAUCACUAGUAGUCGCGAAGCACGUAAGCUAGUUGUUGUUCUCUACUUCGACAUAUCUAGAGCAUUUGACAUGGUAUCUCACAGUAUUCUCUUUGAGAAGCUGUAUUCAUGUGGGAUUCGCAAUCCAUUACUGAGCUGGUUAAAAUCGUUUCUAAGCAAUAGGGUACAAAUAACCAAGGUUGGAUCUGUGUUGUCUCAUCCUAGACAGAUCACAAGUGGGGUUGUGCAAGGUAGUGUCCUAGGUCCACUUUUAUUUACAGUAUACAUUAACAGCAUUUGCAACUGCUUCACCUUAGGUAGAUCAUUCCUAUAUGCUGACGACCUCAAAGUCGUUUACUCCUGCCACGCUCAUGAACUAAGCGAUAUGGUGAAUAAAAUACAUCUUGAACUAAGUAGUCUCGCAACAUGGUGUACUGAAUCCUGUCUAAAGUUCAACAUUGAUAAAUGCGGCUGGAUUUGUAUCGGAAACAGUAACCUUGACCUGAAUCUUGAAGUAAAUGGGCGUAAACUAGCCAAGCUCAACUCAGUCGUAGAUCUCGGUAUCAGAUACUCUAGUAACUUGACGUUCUCUGAACAAACUGAUUAUGCCAGACGUAAAACACGAAGGCUCCUAGGAUGCAUAACUCGCAAUUUCUUUUGUUGUGAAACUAGGGUUUUAUUAUAUAAAGUAUGUGUCCGACCUAUUUUAGAAUACUGCCCGUUUAUUCUUAGCGGACUCAGACAAAAUGACAAGCUUAAGUUAGAAGGAGUGCAACGGCAAUUCACCUUAAGAAUUCUUGGUUUAGAAAGUGGUCUCCAAUACUAUGAACGUUGCGACAGACUAAGUUUAGAACCACUCUGGAAAAGACGUCUUAAGCUGAACCUAAUUUUUUACUACAAGCUAACUAAUCUGCUCGUGCACUCCUCCGAGCCAAUAAUUAAACCUACCGCUGUCAUCAGUUACAAUCUUAGAAAUCACCACAACCUAGCUGCUAUAGAGCACUGUCAGACUUACAUGCGGUAUAAUUUCUUCUUAAAUAAGUUUUCAGUCAUUUGGAAUAGACUACCAGCUGAUGUGCGCGAUGCAAACACACUCGCAGUGUUCAUCUCCUCAGUCACCAGACUGCUCAAAGAUGACAGUGCACUUCUGCGUCUGAAUCCUCCACCCACUUUUUCGUCCAACAUAGAUAUUUUAAGUUCAUUAAACGUGUAGUUACAACAAACUACAAUUAUAAAUUUUUAUAUUAUUGGAAGUACAUGAUAGACAUUUUUACACAGGACAAUAAUAUUAGUUCACACAAUAUAAAAGUUAGCAUUACGGGAAUAGUUAGUUAGUGCACCAAAAUAACUAUAAUUACUACACAGAAUAUAAAUGUAUAUAUACAUAUUAAUCACUCCCUAAGUACUCCACUUGUUUUCUUUUGCGUUGUUGUUGUUUGUCUUCUUUUGUCUCUCACCAUUUCAGCUUCCAUUUAACUUUUUGAAUGAGAACGAAGAAUGUAGAUAUUUGCCCAUUUACAAUGACAAAUGAUCUGCAAACAUUAUUGGUCCCAUAACUUACAAUUCCCUCGUGAAUUGCGCAUUGCCUUCACCAACGACGCAACCUGGAUUACAGUUGUGAAAUAUAUCUUUAUACCAAUAAAAAAGUAUUGAUUUAUAAUACUUCACGAAUGUAACUUAUAACAUAACUGAUCUUGUCUGCAAAAUAGCUUGCAUUUCUUGAAAACACCCGUUUAUAAGAAAAUAUAAACUACCAUUAUUAUUAGUCUACCUUGAGUACUAUUCACUUGUGAUGUUACGAAGAAAAUGCUGACAAAAGUAUACAAGUGGAUUACUUAUUUUAAAUUAUUAUCAAGAAUAAGACUCGAUGCCGUACACACCAAAGUUAUAUGGAGGAAUUACUUCAAGCUUUAUUUUUUUCCCAAGUAUUUGUAAUCCAUCCAAAACAUACUUGGGUUUUUUUUGUUAAUGCGAAGACAAUAUUUCUAUAUUUCUUGAUGUGCUCCAUUGAAUGACUAGUUAUCAUAUUGUUCCCAUAGACAAAAUGACUGCAACCUUAUAAUUUUACCAUGAACCAAAUUUAUGUAAUUUAAAUAAUACUUAUCCAUGCCUGUACAAUUGGUGUGUCCUACACAGGUAGGAAAAAAUGUAUUUUAUUAAAUUACUAUUAUUAAAUAUGUUUACUAAUCGUAUAUGUAAUUUAUCAUAUUGAUGAUGCCUGUAAACUGGCGUCCCUCAUGUACAAAAUGAG